Closterium sp. Yama58-4 is the source of this 1956-nucleotide messenger RNA. The record is from the annotation of a GenBank genome assembly. NCBI's taxonomy places the organism in Eukaryota, Viridiplantae, Streptophyta, Zygnematophyceae, Desmidiales, Closteriaceae.
AUGUCGCCGUCCCAGCCCGCAGUCUCCGCUGCCAUGACGCUGGCGGCGAAACCGGUACCUGGCGGCGCGUCGCUGGCGUCGAAGCCGGUGCCUGGCGGCGCGUCGCUGGCGGCGGACGUGGUGGGCGACGUGUGGAAGGCGGAUUGGUACGUCGCGCACUGCUACAAGAUCCCCGCUAUGGCGCAACUCAACGUCGUGCUCUCGCAGGUGGCGCAAGCGCCGACGCGCAGCGAUAUAUCCCUCCCCAGCUGCGGCCCGGCGGACCUGAAGCGCUUCCAACGGGACCUGGCGGAGUUAAUCUCCUCGGCGGAAACUGCGGGGAAGCAGCUCAGCGUCUUUCUGCACGCCGUCCACUCCACCGCGUCGGGCCUUCAGAAAGACAUCUCGAAGCGCCUCGCGAACGAAAAUCCGUCCGUUUCAAGAAACUCCCGAAGGUGGUUCCCGAGGUUUCCGUCGGGCGGAGACGAUUUUUCCGUAGCAGCUGUAGGAUUAGCGACGUCGAUUUCCGAGGCGCCUCGCAAAAGGCUAGACGAAUCGGCUGUAGCAGUCGCGGGGGUCGCCAAUCGGGGAUGCCUUAGCGCUACUUUCGUCUCUGCCGCGCAGCCGCCGAAGUCGCCGACCAAACCGACAUUCGCGGCUCGGCUGCGCUCCCGGUCGAUGAGCGGAGUGACGGCGGCGGUGGCGAUGUUCCGCUCUCCCGAGAAUGCGGUUCCGCGCAGUAAAGAUUCCGCCGUUUCGCGGGGAACGGCGGAAGCGGGAGCAGACGGGGUGACUGUCACGGGGGAAAGUUCUAGAAACGAGGUCCGCGGCUCCGGUCCCUUCUCAUUCCGCGUCGCCUCGCCCUCCGCGCUCGUAAUGGAGAAUGCGGAAUUAGACGGGGAGGAGAGGGGGGUGGGGGGAGGAAGGGAAGCGGGCGGAGCGGGGGGAGCAGGGGGAGCGGGGGCUCUCCGCGGGUUCUUACUGUGCGGGCGGGGAAUGCGGAGUGACAGCGAAUCAGGAGCCAGCAGCAGUUGCGCCGAGGGGGAAAAUCUCACUCGGGAGGGGCGCGCUUUGCAAGGGGAGGGCGAAGAGGGGGCAGGGAGGAAGGCGACAGGGGGAAUCGCGGAAAGGGAACGUGCGGAGGAGGUGGGGGGAAAACGGGGAAAAGAAGGGGCGGAGAGGCAUGGGGUCGAGGAAUCAAAUAUUGACGAGGAAAUCCAAUCUGAUACCAAUAUUUUUCGAGAAGCGGGAACGGACAGUAUCGCUUUUCGCCAUGACCGCGCCAGCGUGUCCAUGCCACGUGCCGCCACGUCAGCAGAGGCGUUCUUUCCUUCAUCCACAGGAGGGCCGUUGCAGAUGGCGCGGGCUAUAGCGAGGGGGGGAGUAGGGGGGAGCUUUGGGGGGAGCGGACCCGGGGGGGCGGGGGGAGGUUCGGCGUCUGCGGGGGGAAUGGGGAGUCCGCGCGUGUGGGAGGGAAUGGACGGCCAGGAUGGCAUCUCGAGAUUCCACAGGGGAAUGUCGGUGGCGGAAAGAGGGGAGAGGGGGAAAGGGGCGGGAGGGGGGGAGGGGGGGGGCGGAGGGGGGAGCGGAGGGGGAGCUAGGCGGCUUAUGCCCACGUCCCUGUCUGUAGUCUCGCGUAGAGGGGGAGAGUGGGGAGAGGAGGAGAUGGGGGAGGGGUGGGCGGAAGGGGAGGCGGCACAGGAGGGAGCGGGGGGAGAAGGGGGAGAGGGGAGCAGCGUUGGGGCGAGUAGCAGUAGCAACAGCCAGUCGCCUCACCCUCUUUUGUCUCCCACUGCUAUGUGUCAACCCCCUAAUGGUGGUGUCCCUGUGUCUCCCAAGCGGCCAGCACUGUCAAAAGCAAAGCUACAGCAAGAGGAGAUGCUGCUACAGCUGCUGCGGUCUACCCCCCCCAUACGGUGGUCGUUGGCUAGUGAGGGGAAUGGUGGGAUUGGGGGAAGUGCCAGGACUGCCCGAUAG